AUGGCUAACUCUACAUCAGCUACUUUCUUUAGAGUUGUUGGUAGUGAGCUCAUUCAGAAGUAUUUGGGAGAUGGUCCCAAGCUUGUGAGGGAGCUUUUCAGAGUUGCUGAUGACCUUUCACCAUCAAUUGUCUUCAUAGACGUGAUUGUUGCUGUUGGUACCAAGCGAGGUGAGCGUGAGAUCCAAAGAACUAUGUUGGAACUUCUGAACCAGCUUGAUGGAUUUGAUUCAAGAGGAGCAGAGAGAUUUGGAUAG
Messenger RNA from Eruca vesicaria subsp. sativa (arugula), 255 nucleotides. NCBI's taxonomy places the organism in Eukaryota, Viridiplantae, Streptophyta, Magnoliopsida, Brassicales, Brassicaceae. The record is from the annotation of a GenBank genome assembly.